Drosophila virilis is the source of this 1812-nucleotide messenger RNA. Its product is annotated as zinc finger protein Paris. The record is from RefSeq and is a predicted model, not a curated record. Gene Ontology annotation, cellular component: nucleus. Gene Ontology annotation, biological process: regulation of transcription by RNA polymerase II. NCBI's taxonomy places the organism in Eukaryota, Metazoa, Arthropoda, Insecta, Diptera, Drosophilidae. Gene Ontology annotation, molecular function: zinc ion binding; DNA-binding transcription factor activity, RNA polymerase II-specific.
AAUUUAAAGAAAAUGAUGCGCCAGAUAUUAGCGCAGCACUUUGGUAAGAUUGUUAAAUUACUCUUUGUCCAUGAAAAAUAGCACCCGAAAGAUUUGGUUACUAAUCUAACGAGCGUGCAUUGGACAGCAAAUCAUUCCGGCUUGGUAUCCUAAACUAAAUUUCAACUUUAUUAUUGUUCAGAUUAAGCAUGAAAGUGUGUUUAACAAUUUAAAGAAAAUGAUGCACCAGAUAUUAGCGCAGCACUUUGGUAAGAUUGUUAAAUUACUCUUUGUCCAUGAAAAAUAGCACCCGAAAGAUUUGGCUACUAAACUAACGAGCGUGCAUUGGACAGCAAAUCAGUCCAGUAUAAAAAUAUUGUAAAGUUAAUUUUAAUUCCUAAACACAACCGCGUGGUCGCCGUGAAAAAUGUAAAUUAAAAUUCUUCUGUUAUAGUGGUUAUACAUAACAGCGUCGCCACCUUAACAUAUGUCUUAAAUAACGCCAGUAAUUAAAUUUAUCGAUACUAUCGAUAGUCAUUGUAAACUGUUAUUGAAUUUACCAAUUAUCAACACUGUUUAUAAUUCCGCUAACACAAAAAUUGUUUAUACACAUUGUGAUGGAAGAUAUGGACGUGUGCCGAGUUUGUAUGGCCAGAGAAAGUGGCCCUUCUGUAAAAUUAAUAAAUAUAUUUGACUGGAGCCCUGAAGUUGCAGUAAUGGAAGACGAGAUAGGGAUAGGCAGCACUAGACUUGAUGACAUGCUUUACGAAUGCACCAACUGCGAAGUCAAACUUGACGAUGAGCUACCAAAGAAAAUUUGCAUGCGCUGCGUUAUAGACGCCCAGCAAGCAUUUAAAUUUAGGCGCUUGUGCAAUCAUACUUACCAUUUCUUUUGCCAGCUUCUUAGUGAGCGGCGGAACACUAGCUCUGAAAUGGGUCAGAACGAACGCUCGGCGACAAUAAGGAGACAGACAUCCAAUACCGGUGAGGUACUUGCCACAACCGUUGAAGAUAGACUUAGGAGCAUGGAAACGCGUUGCUUAAAGUUGGCGGAAGAUGACGGUAAAGAAACCAACGUCAAUUUAAGAACACAUGAUCGUCUUGAUAUUCGCAAAAUGGAUUUAGGACUCAUCAAAAUAGAGAGUGAAUUGAGAAGUAAGACCAUAGGAAACCAGGACACCCAGCAAGGGGAACUGAAUUACAUGGAUGAGAAUGGCGGCAAAGACAUGUCAAGUAGUAUCGAUCGUCCAUAUAAAUGCCCCCACUGCUCAAAGGCCUUUGCUCAAAACCAACAUCUCAAGCGACACAUCUUUGGACACAUGGGUAAACGGCCAUAUAAGUGCCCCCACUGUCCAAAGGACUUUGUGCAGAGUCACCAUCUUAAGCGACACAUCUGCACUCACACAGGUCAACCGUUUAAGUGCCCACACUGUUCAAAGGCCUUUUCUUUAAAGCAUCUUCUGGCCGAGCACAUACGCGUGCAUACCGGCGAACGACCAUUUAAAUGUCCGCAUUGUCCGAAAUCAUUUACCCAAAAUCCCUAUCUUGCGGCGCAUAUUCGCAGACACAAGGGCGAACGGCCUUAUCAGUGUCCCCAAUGUCCAAAGGCUUUUGGAUUAAAACACAUACUCCAGACACACAUCCGCGGACACAAAGGAGAACGUCCUCACCAAUGCGAACACUGUUUGAAGGCAUUCACCCAGAAAUGUAAUCUGAAGAUGCACCAAAGGCGAUGUCCAGCAACGGGAGUAAAGCAUACUAAAAUAAUUGAGAAUUUAAGUAACUGUCCUACUGAAACUUUAUUAAUAUAACGAAUUAUAAAACUGUGUUGAA